AUGGCUACUGCCUCCCCCCCUGUAAUUGCGCCCCUCCAUCAACAACUCAUUCCCACGCGCUUCUCCUCUAGGACACAUAACGCUCGUAAACUCAAACCCAGCAUCUCCCUAAAUGCCCAUCUUCACCAACCGUCCACUUUCCCGCUAGUUUCACUCUCCGCAACUUCAAAAUCCACAAGAUCUAAUUACAUCUUGAGUUCGGUAUAUCGCGCUUACGUUACUGGUCCUCCGAUCGUGACCGAAUCCGACCCGAGGAUUGACGAUUCGGAGCCCGACUCUGAUAAGACCGAGGCGUCGAACUUGAUAAGCCGGAAGCUUCUAUGGAGUCUCUUUGCUCGGCACAAGUUCAGACUUUGUCUUUCGGUGUUGGCUCUCGUUGGCGGCACCACGUGUACUCUGUCAAUGCCUAUAUUUUCUGGACGAUUCUUCGAAGUUCUCAUAGGCACCAGAUCAGAGCCGUUAUGGAAGCUGCUUAGCAAAGUGGGGCUUCUAUACUCAUUAGAGCCUAUUUUCACUGUUAUUUUUGUGGCGGAGUUUUUCGAUCGAUACAAGGUUGGUGAGCUCAGUGGUUUGCUGACAUCUGAUUUGGGUUCUUUAAAAGAUGUUGUCAGUGAGAACAUUUCGAGGGAUCGAGGUUUCAGGGCACUUUCUGAGGUUGUUGGGACGAUUUGCAUACUGUUUGCCCUAUCCCCCCAACUAGCCCCAAUUUUGGGUCUGUUGAUGCUUUUCGUGUCCGUUUCAGUUGAUAGCAGAACUGGGAUCCCAUAUGGAAUUGCUGGCUAGGAAGGGGCAAUAUGCUUCAUUAGUUGACACCCAAAGGCUGGCGUUUGAAUAAAUAUCGGUUUCCAUAGAUACCUUCCGAAUGAAGUCCGAGUAGAAGAGCAAGAUCUUGUCUGAACUAGUGGAAUCGUGCAAAAAAGGGCGAGUAGUAGCGUCGGCUUCCAUUGCCAGUUAUUUCUACUUGCUGCCUUAACUAGUGGCUAAAUGCUAAGAUAACUCAGUUAUGGAGGGUGAAGGACAUGAGUUGGAAAAGUUCAAAUUUUUACUUUCAAAUGCGUUGUUUGUCUUAAGAGGCAGCAAUGGUGGCAAACAAAUGUAUCGAAGAUAUAACAGCAUGUCGUAUGAGGAACUAUUGUUGUAACAAAGAUAAUAGG
This is a messenger RNA of Hibiscus syriacus, 1154 nucleotides long. Its product is annotated as ABC transporter B family member 28-like. Bases 1 to 783 code for a protein of 260 amino acids. NCBI's taxonomy places the organism in Eukaryota, Viridiplantae, Streptophyta, Magnoliopsida, Malvales, Malvaceae. Gene Ontology annotation, biological process: transmembrane transport. The record is from RefSeq and is a predicted model, not a curated record. The transcript has 6 exons. Gene Ontology annotation, cellular component: membrane. Gene Ontology annotation, molecular function: ABC-type oligopeptide transporter activity; ATP binding.